GUCCUGAAUCCUCCACUUCAUCAUGCCUUAUGUUUUCUUCAUCUACAUGCUGCGACAAGAACCUGCAGGAUGGAAACAGGUUCUCAGAAGAUUUUAGGAAUCUGCAGUUGAUCUCCAGCUGAUCUCCAGCUGAUCUCCAGUUGAUCUGCUGUUGAUCUCCAGCUGAUCUCCAGUUGAUCUCCAGUUGAUCUCCAGUUGAUCUUCUCCAGGUGCUUCAGCAUCAACGUCAGGAUGGCAGCGGCGGCUGAACCAGGUGAACCAGGGAAAGCUCCGACGCUGCAGAAACGGACCAGCAGCUACGAACUCCUGCCUCCAGACAUGUCUGAGCUGAGGGUGGUUCUGCUGGGGAACAGCUGGUCUGAGAGGAGUUCUGUCGCCAACUUCAUCCUGGGAGAAACCCGGUUCCACGCCGAGGAAGAGCCAGAUCGGUGUGUGAGAGUCAGAGGACGGUUGGAGGACAGAGAACUGGUUCUCAUCAACACUCCAGACCUGCUGGUUCUCCACAUCUCUCAACGCAAGUUUACAGAGGUUAUAGAAGACUGUGUGAAGCUCACUGCUCCUGGACCUCAUGUGUUCCUGCUGGUUGUGGAUGCUGAAGGUUUCACGGAGGAGCACAAGGGGAAGCUCUGCAGGGUCCUGCAGCUCUUCAGUGAUCAGUCAUUUGAUCAUUCACUGGUUCUGGUGUCCACACCUGGAGCACAGAGCUCCGGUUGCAUAGAAAAGUGUCUGGAUAAGGUCCACCUGAGAGAGAUCAUCGUGCAGUGCAGAUGCCGACACAUGUGGAAGAACAACCUCCAACGCUCAGAACUGUUGACUAUGUUGACUCAAACCGUCCAGGACAGCGGAGAACAUCUGAGCUGUGACGAUGGAGACGAUGGAGGUUUGACCAUGAAGUCUGAACACAGAGGACCCUCUUUAAACCUGGUUCUGUGUGGGAAGAGAGGAGCAGGGAAAACCUCGGCAGCCAAGGCCAUUUUAGGUCAGAUAGACCUUCGUUCAGUCUCCAACUCACCAGAGUGUGUCCAGAAUCAAGGAGAGGUGUUUGGACGUCGGGUUUCCCUGGUGGAGCUGCCUGCCUUGGGUGGAAAACCUCCAGGGGAAGUGAUGGAGGAAUCAUUCAAGUGUGUCUCCCUGUGUGAACCUGAGGGCGUCCACGCCUUCGUCCUUGUCCUACCUGUGGGUCCACUCACCGAUGACGACAAGAGGGAGCUGCAGACCAUCCAGAACACCUUCAGGUCUCGAGUCAAUGACUUCACCAUGAUUCUGUUCACCGUGGAGUCAGAUCCCACCCAUCCAGAUGUCAUUAACUUUGUGGAAAAGAGCAAAGACAUCCAGGAGCUCCGCCAGAGCUGUGGAGGGAGAUCUCACAUCUUCAACAUUAAGAGUAGGCAGCAGGUCCCAGAACUGCUGGAUGCUGUUGAAAAUAUAAACCAACUCAAAAACUUCUGCAGUUACUCAGCAGAAACAUUCAUGAAGGCCCAAAUAGAAAGAGUCGUACAAGAAGAGAGAGACAUCACUGCACUGAGAGCUGAAGUAAAGAAGCUGGAAGAAGCACAGAUGUAUGAUAAAGAGCAGCAGAGCUCAGACUGUCUCAGGAUCGUUCUGAUUGGGAAGACCGGCUGUGGAAAAAGCUCCUCUGCAAACACCAUUUUAGGAAGAAAAGCGUUUAAAGCUGAAUCAAACCCAACUUCAGUCACCAAACGCUGUCAUAAAGAAGUGGGUGAAGUGGACGGUCGUGCUGUUGCUGUGGUCGACACUCCCGGUCUGUUUGACUCGACUCUGUCACAUGACGAGGUCAACGAGGAAAUCCUGAAGUGCAUCAGUCUUGUGUCUCCAGGACCCCACGUCUUCCUGGUGGUGAUGCAGAUCGGCAGAUUCACCCGCGAGGACAAGGAGACACUCAAACUCAUCAGGGAAGCUUUUGAGAAGAAUGCAGAACAGUUCACCAUCAUCCUUUUUACAUAUGGUGACACAUUAGAACGGGAAGAAAAAUCUGUUGAAGAUUACAUCAGAGGGGGCGAUGAUUCGUUUCAGAAGCUGAUCAAUGACUGUGGAGGAAGGUACCACGUGUUCAAUAACACCGAUAAACACAAUCGUCAACAGGUCAGAGAUCUGAUAAGAAAGAUUGAUGAAAUGUUGAAGAGAAACAAAGGAAACUGCUACACCAAUGAGAUGCUGCAAGAAACUGAAGCAGCGAUAAAGAAGGAGAAGGAGAGAAUCCUGCAGAAGAAGGUGGAAGAAAUACGGAGAGAAAAGGAGGAACUCAAACGAAAACAUGAAGAAGAAAUGCAAGAAAUGAAAAGAAAAAUGGAAGAAGAGAGAGAAAAACUACAACAACAAACUGAGCUGAAACUCAAGGAAAUGAAGGAAAAUAUAAAUAAAGAGCUAGAAGAGAAAAAGAGGGAACAGCAAAAGAGGGAAGAGGACAGGAGGAAAAGGGAACGUAGUGACGAAGAACAUCGCCAGAGUUUGAACAGACAGCUUGAAAUGUUGAACAAACAAAUUCAGUCAGAAAAAGAGGAAAAGAAAAGCGUUAUCAGAGAGCUGGAACAGUCAGAAAAGAGGAGAAAGCAUAAGGAGGAUUUUGAGAAAGAACAUAAAGAAUGGUGGGAAAAACAAAAGAAAGAGGAUGAAGAGAGACGACAGAAGGAGCAGAAACGACUGGAAGAACUUGAGGAACAAUACAAGAAGGAAAAAGAAAUGUAUGAAAAGAAAAUGAAGGAGGAGGAAAAUAUCAGAAGAGAAAAUGAGGAAAAAGAAAAAAAACAAUUAGAAGAAAAACUAGAAAAUCUGCAGAAGAAGUUUGAAGACGAGUUCAGGAAGAGUUUUGAAGAGAAAAAUGAAUUUCAGGAAAAAUAUAAGAAGAAAGUGUCAGAUCAGAAGGAAGCACACAAGAGGGAGGUGAAGGAAAGAAAUGAAAAGUAUGACCUCUUAAAGGCCCUCAAAGAAACGACCGAAAAACAAAAGAGGGAAACCCAUCUAAGAGAAAUCAAUGAGUUGGUAAAGGCUGUUUCAAAGAAACGCAGAAAUCUGACCAAAUUCAAGGAUUUACUGACGAAACAUGAGAGGGAAAUGAAAGAAGUAAAGGAGGAGGAAAAAGAGAAGCUGCAGGAAACUCAUGAAAAUGAAAUGAGUGAAAUGAUAGAAAGGUUUCUUGAUGAGAUAAAGGGAAAACACGAGUGCAGCAUUUCAUGAGAGUUGGGAGAAAGAUCUCUGCAGUGGUCACAAAUAUUCAAGACUCAUACUUGGUUCAACUUCAAAUGUGUCUAAAGUGAGAAAAUCAACCUACGCUCCUCAGAAUGAAAAAUACAUGGAUGAAGGGGAUUUUUAAUUUACCUACAUAUAUAUGUAUAAACAGACAUACCUAUGUAUACAUACCCCAAAGACUAAGAAAUCUAGAAUUAGGGAAGAAUAAUAAAAGAUAAAAAGAAAAUAUAUGCAUAUAUAAAUAAAUGAUAAACUGAAAAAAAGAAAAAAACAUUUAAAAAAGGGAAAAAUCUUUCUAUUUGUUGUGGGUGAAAUAAUCAAUCAUCAAUAAAUGGCAGGCAGAUUCUAUGGAACUUUAUUCCCUGGUCUUCAGUAAAAAUCAGAUUUUAUUUAGCUCUAAAUGUCUCGUAACACGAACCACCAGUCGAUCUACGUUAACAAGCCUAGAGUGUGAAAAAUAUUACUCCAAAAGAAUUGAUAAUUUAGGACAUCUGCAGAACUUAUGACCCAAUGUUGCUGGUCCAAGCAUCUUUCAUCUAUCACAUCUAUCACGUGAAGAAUCUGCUGCAGGAAAUAUUCUAUGAAAUACAAAUACAACAGAGUGAAGAAACAACAGACACGCCCAAUCCCACAGAUAUUAUAAAACACAAAUUCCUGCAUGAGGCAAGAAAACUGGCAACCAACGUUUAUAAUGCAAAUGUAAAAUGUUUGUACAUAUUUAAAUUAUUAGUUUUUUUUUCCUUUUGACUUAAUUACAAUGAUUAAAAAUAAUGCAACACUGGGAUCAUUAGCAUAAACAACACUGGUUCUUGUGUGUUUUCCGUGGCUGAAUCAUGUGUCAGAAGUCUCUUCUAAGGUAGAGUGGCUUUUAAUCGGUGGCUUCGUCACCAGUUACCAAAAUCUGUUGUUUUGGUAAAACUAGGACUUUUAUUGCCCUGAGUCCAGUAUGAAAACUUCAAGUACUUGCAGGUAAAGUAAGAAGUUUUCCUGCAAGACUUAUAAGUUAAUUGCUAUAAAUGUUCAUUUGUUUUGGUUUUUUAAAGAGAUUAAUUAUAUUGUCCGUUCUAUGCAAAACAUUUGAAUGAUUGUUUAUGUUAUUUCUUUAUAAAGCAGUUAUCAAGUUUUUGUGAUUUUGCAUUUUUGAUCAAUUUCUUUGUUUAUUUUUACUAACUUUAUUUUGCAGAUUUUAUGUAGAAAGUCGUUCUGUGAGCGAUAGCAGAGCUCAGUUGUAUCUAGUUAUAAGUGGGUAUAUUUAUAUCAGUGUAUAAAGGUGUGAGGACGUAUUAUUAUUAUUGAUGUUUAUUGAUAUUUAUACAUUGAUUUAGAAAUUAAAUACAUUUUGAUCAUAAUGAAAUAUAGUUUAGUGGGUAGGAUUUAAUAAAUUUUUACUUCUUCCUACUCCUUUUCCAGCAUGUUAAUUAUGGUGGAUGCAUGUUUUUAUAUUUAUAUUUUUGU
Messenger RNA from Cololabis saira (Pacific saury), 4662 nucleotides. Its product is annotated as golgin subfamily A member 6-like protein 22. The record is from RefSeq and is a predicted model, not a curated record. NCBI's taxonomy places the organism in Eukaryota, Metazoa, Chordata, Actinopteri, Beloniformes, Belonidae. The transcript has 5 exons. Gene Ontology annotation, molecular function: GTP binding. The coding region runs from base 232 to 3195 and encodes 987 amino acids.